Neltuma alba is the source of this 1319-nucleotide messenger RNA. RefSeq names its product methyl-CpG-binding domain-containing protein 11. Lineage: Eukaryota; Viridiplantae; Streptophyta; Magnoliopsida; Fabales; Fabaceae. Bases 144 to 1058 code for a protein of 304 amino acids. Gene Ontology annotation, molecular function: DNA binding. The transcript has 2 exons. The record is from RefSeq and is a predicted model, not a curated record.
AAGGAAAUUCUCAAGCAAGUGGUUUCCUCUGCACCCGUGGCUUUUUUUCCUAAAUUCCUCCUUUUGGGGGGUAAGAAUAGGGAAUUUUCAGUCUCUCAUGUCUCAUGUUUUGUGAAAAUUUCCAUCUGAAUUUGUAGGUGAAAAUGGCGAGCUCAGUGGAGAAGGAGAGUUUAGCGGGGGAGGAAGCUCUCUCCGUGGAACUUCCUGCUCCUCCUGGUUGGAAGAAGAAGUUCUUCCCCAAAAAGGGUGGAACCCCAAGGAAAAACGAGAUUGUAUUUACUGCCCCAACAGGAGAGGAGUUUAACAACAAGAAGCAGCUGGAACAGUAUUUGAAAGCUCACCCUGGUGGCCCAGCUGCUUCAGAAUUUGAUUGGGGCACUGGUGAGACCCCAAGAAGAUCAGCAAGGAUCAGCGAGAAAGCCAAGGCUUCUCCCACAGAAACUGAACCCCCAAAGAAGCGCAGCAGAAAAUCAUCAGCUUCGAAGAAAGAUGCUUCCCAUGAAAACAAGGAGACAACAGAUGUGCAGAUGCAAGAAACUGAACCAAAGGAAGAUGCAGUUGUCAAAGAAAAUCAAGAAGAGAAAAGAGAGGAGGGUAGAGAUGUCAAAGACGAAUCCUUUCAUCCUGUGGAAGAUAAACCUGAAGAACAUGUUAAUAGACCCAGUGAUGAGGAGAAGUCCGGGACUACUGGUGGAGAGCUUCCGGGCCUGAAAGAUAACCUUGGCGGGAAGGAAGCUGAGGCUCCUGACAAUAAAGAUGAGAAGAGUGAGGGAACAAAACUGGAAGACAAAACCGAGCAACCUGAGGGUGAGACGAAGAAAGAGGAUGGACCUGAGGUGCUGAAGAAACAUGAAACAGACAACCCAGUUGAGAAGAAGGUUGAAGUGGAAGGAGAGCAUAAAGAUAUAAACAAAGCUGAGGAAAAGGAAGGAACAAAAGAAAACAAUGAAGGAUAUCACAAGGCCAUUGAGGUAAGCAAGAAGGGUGAAGCAGAGGUCACUGAAAACGGCACCAAUGGGAGCGCUCCUGGUGAGGCUGGAGCCCCGAGGAAUGAAUAAUGAAUAAGCUUUGCUUUAUCCCCUCUCAUGCUGACCCCCUAAGAUUUGUCUUAAGAUGACUGCGUCUUUUGUUGUUAUUGAUCUGAUUGUUCAUUGAAAUAAUCACAUACAAUUAUAGAGUAGGUCUAUAAUGUACCAUCCUUUGGUGUAUUAGAUGUGUAGCGUUUAGUUCCCCUGUGUAACAUUAAGUUGUAUCUAUCUUGUAAUAUGACAAGAACCUAUGAUUAUGUAAGUUCCUAAAUACUCCGUUUACUCCUAAAA